Messenger RNA from Filobasidium floriforme, 889 nucleotides. RefSeq lists its product as uncharacterized. The record is from RefSeq and is a predicted model, not a curated record. Lineage: Eukaryota; Fungi; Basidiomycota; Tremellomycetes; Filobasidiales; Filobasidiaceae. The transcript has 5 exons. Bases 27 to 767 code for a protein of 246 amino acids.
CGUCAGACUGAUUCGUAGCGAGUGACAUGGUCAGUCUGCUCGAGUAUAUGUAUGAGCAGACGAAACUACGUGCGAAGAUUGCCGCAUGCAUCUACAGGUGCAUACAGUAUCGACCGCAUCAUCGUCCACGAGCACUCGAAUCCAUAUAUCCACCGUACCAACCAUCAAUGGGCUCAUUUAUCAUCUUCCUAGUAUCCUGUCUGGUUCUUUAUACUCAAGCCGUUGUCGGACAAGGGUCUGAUGACCCCGUUCCGAAGCCUAUCGUCGAGUUGGUGCCCAAUAAAACUCUAAUUACCGGCCAAAGUUUAACAUUCCGAUGGACAACGGACAUAACGUCAUCGUCCGAUCAGAACUUUACCGUCUGGGCUUCCGCCGACUACAAUCACUCAGCCGACGCCGGGAAUGACACUUUGCAAAAUCACUGGUAUUUGGCAAGCAAUACUACUGAGCGGCAACACACGUGGUACUGUAACCUCAGUGCGAGUACAACGAUAACGUUCAUCGUUUUCGCCGAGUCAACCCGACUAGACACCAGGGGAGACCUUACGACUCGAAAGUACUUUAAAGACCCGGAAAGUUAUGUUCGAUAUCAGCUGGAUAAUGGAUCGACGUCGCACAACUUCACCGUCACUGCGCCUGCUAACGAGACCGCCGGUCAAGCUGGAAGCCCUGCCAACGACGCGGAUCUUUCCAUCAGAUCGGCGUAUUCUCUCGGAAUCCUUACCCUCGUGGCUCUUGUCGUUGCGCUUUCUAUUCUUGAAUUCUGAGUGACACUUCAAGUGCAAUUUCAAGUGGACCAAAAUAUCGCACAAUCUCCAGCACGAAUCCUUCUUGUAAUAAAUAGGCCAGUCCCGCGCGAGACUUUUGUUUAAAAAUAAUGAAAACUGCC